AUGGGUGCUCAAACGUCCAGGACUGCCGCCGACAUCUCGAGCGAAAAGGAGCUCCUUGAGCGCCUUCGCCGAUUCCAGGUUACGGAUGAAGAGUUCGUCAACGUGGGAGGCUCGGGUGAGGACGAGAAGAGCGGCCUCAAACUGCUCCGCGAACCCGAGGGCCUUCCCGUUCAUCAAACGCAGUCAUGGCAGUCCCGAUUCCUGUCUGAUCCCAAGAACAAGCUCGCCCUCACAGCCCUCAGCACCGCUGACCCGCGAGCCGUCCUGACGUCGACCUCGGCGAAGCUCGCCGACCCCCAGAUCUUCAACGUCAAGAUCCCCUUCGAAGGCGGCCCCAUCACGAACCAGCGCUCGUCGGGCCGAUGCUGGCUCUUUGCUUCCACAAACACCUUCCGCGUCGCCCUCAUGAAGCGCUACAACCUCGACUCCUUUGAGCUCUCCCAAUCAUACCUCUUCUUCUGGGACAAGCUCGAAAAGGCAAACUACUUCCUCGAGCAGAUCAUCGACACGGCGGGCGAGGACCUCGAGGGCAGACUCGUCCAGGCGCUGCUGGGAGACAUCGUCAGCGACGGCGGGCAGUGGGACAUGGUGUACAACCUCGUGCAGAAGUACGGCCUGGUCCCGCAGGCGCUGUACCCGGACAGUUGGAACGCCAUGAACUCGGGCGUGCUCAACUCCAUCGUCAAGACGAAGCUGCGCGAGUACGCGCUGAUCCUGCGGGCGCAGAUCCGCUCCGGCGAGGCGACGGCCCAGACGCUGUCGUCGACCAAGGAGAAGAUGGUCAGGGAGAUCCUGAGCAUCCUGACCCUCACGCUCGGCCCGCCGCCGAACCCGCGCGAGGAGUUCACGUGGUCGUACCUCGACAGGAACGGCAAGGCGCACGAGCUGACGACGACGCCGGCGGCGUUCGCCAAGGACAUAUACUCCUCCGAGUUCCGCAUCACGUCCGCCGUCAUCGAGGGCAUGGUCUCGCUCGUCCACGACCCCCGCCACGAGCCCCUGACGCUCCUGACCGUCGACAGGCUCGGCAACAUCGUCGGCGGCCGUGGCGUCACCUACGUCAACGUGGACAUUGACACGCUCAAGUCGGCAUGCGUUUCCAUGCUCAAGGCCGGCCUGCCGAUAUUCUUCGGCUCGGACGUCGGCAAGUUCAGCAACAGCGCCUCCGGGAUCAUGGACCUCGACCUGAUCGACUACGAACUCGGCUUCGGCGUCUCGACGCUGGGCAUGGACAAGGCGAGCAGGCUGAGGACGGGCGAGAGCGCCAUGACGCACGCCAUGGUGCUGACGGCGGUCCACCUCGACUCGGAGGGCAGGAGCGUGCGCUGGAGGGUGCAGAACAGCUGGGGCGAGGGCGCGGGCGACAAGGGCUGGUUCGUCAUGAGCGACGCGUGGAUGGACGAGUUCGUGUACCAGGCCGUCGUCGACCCCCGCUUCCUCAGCAAGGAGGUCAAGGCCGUCAUCGGUACGGAGCCGACUGUGCUUCCGUUGUGGGACCCCAUGGGCAGUCUGGCGUAG
Molecule: messenger RNA, 1518 nt
Organism: Colletotrichum truncatum
Lineage: Eukaryota; Fungi; Ascomycota; Sordariomycetes; Glomerellales; Glomerellaceae
Product: peptidase C1-like family protein
Biological process (GO): response to toxic substance; proteolysis; L-homocysteine catabolic process
Cellular component (GO): cytoplasm
Molecular function (GO): cysteine-type aminopeptidase activity
Source: RefSeq, a predicted model, not a curated record